Messenger RNA from Dichotomopilus funicola, 591 nucleotides. RefSeq lists its product as uncharacterized. The record is from RefSeq and is a predicted model, not a curated record. NCBI's taxonomy places the organism in Eukaryota, Fungi, Ascomycota, Sordariomycetes, Sordariales, Chaetomiaceae. The transcript is spliced from 2 exons. Bases 1 to 591 code for a protein of 196 amino acids.
AUGCAGCUCACUACCAUCUUCACCCUCCUCGCCGGUACCGCGGCUUCCGUCUCCGCCGUUGCCCUGACCCCCAGGGCCACGUCCCGCAACUUCAUCCUACGUGUACAGGACGACCAAGCGGGGCUCCGCGGCCAGGUCCUCAGCGCGAGCAAGAGCAGGUUGUGGGUAUCGCUGCCUGAGGACCAGCAAGACGCGCAGUGCGAAAAGGGCCCAGAGGCGGGGUGGAUCAAGGGGGCGGCCGCUCUAUUCCUGCGUGACAGCGAGCUGUUCCUCUACGGCGGGGGGGAUCAUGCCGUUCAGAAGUUUGGUGUUGAUAGGCAGGCAAAUGACCGAGAUAACCUGAAGUACUUCGACACCACCCACGAUAACCCCAGCGACACUGUGGUGACCAGGGGCUGGUACAUCGACUCGGGGAGGAAUGCCCUGGCCUUUUCUGGUGCGUUGCUUCUGGCCUGCCCGGAGUCCGGUGCGUACACUGUAGGCGUGUUCCAGGGCAAGUCUACGCCGGAAGACAGAGCAAACUGCAUCCCGUUUCAUCCCGAGGUCGUCGAGAACGAUGCCUCGGUGCCCUGCGAGUACAGUGAGGAAUAG